GUCUAUCAUGUUAUCGUAAAUUGAAACUUCGAAAGAAAAUUAUUCUAAUUAACUGAUUUCAGGAUUGAUUAGAGUUGACAAAUUCUUCAGAUAACCAGAUUAUCAUAUAUUUUUGAAAAUUUUGAUCAUUAAUUAUCUAUGAUGUUUUAUUGACAACUAUCAGGUGUUCCGUACAAAGAGGUUAUCUGUGCUCUGUAGUCAAAUGAUAUUUGUGUUGGGAUCAUGUUUAUUAUUUUUAUAACAAGUUUCGUCUUUCUGGAAGCACGCAAGACAAUAAUUUGAAAAAGUAAAAAUAAAAUAUUAUCAUUAUGGCUGCAGCGUUUAAAAUGCCUCAAGAACCUUGCCCAUUUCCUUCUUUGGAAUCUGAUGAAGAAUCAUUUGUUGUGUUGGGACAAUCAAUUCCUGAUGCUAGUACAGAAAUAUAUAGUGAGCCAAUUGGGGCAUCAGUAAUAGCUGAAGCUAAAAGACUUUUAAACAGCGAGAUUGAAGGUAUAGAACAAACAAUCAGUAAAUCAGAAGAGAAAACGUCUUCAGAUGUAAACAAAGAUGAUACAGAUAAAACCUUAACAAAAAUUUCUAAUUUACCAAACUUACCUUCAUUAAAUAAGGGUUUUGAAUCCGCAAAUGCUAUCAGCAUAGUGUCUUUUACUCCUGAUAUGACAUCUGAAGAGAUUCAAAACAAAGUUAGUCAAAUUAUUGAAGAAAAUAUUCGUCUGAAAGAUACCAUUUUGCAAAAUAACAUGAGUUUAAAGUCUCAAUAUGAGAGAAUUAUGGCGUGGCAAGAGGAUGUCAAAAAAGUCCACGAAAUCCACAAAGGAAAACUUCUUGAAGCUAAAAAUUUUAUUGACGCUUUGAAAAGAGAAAAGGAAAAUUUGCAAAGUCAAUUGGAAAAAUCCAAGCAAGUAGCAUAUGAAUUUAAUAAAAAAAAUCAAAAGAUGGAAAAGUUGUUAGAAGACAAAAGCAGCCUUGCCAAAGAAGUUUUGUUACAAAUGUCUACUGAUAACAUUGAAGCAUUCAAACUAGACGUGGCCAAUAAAAAAAUUAAAGAUUUGGAGAAAAUAGUAGAAACUUUAUCUGAUGAAAACAAAAGAAUACUUAACGAAUCCAAACAAGAAGAAAAUAAUGCAAUAAUUAACAAUCUUCAAGAACUAUUGACAAAUUUAACAUUAGAAAAUGAACGUUUGAAUCAAGAAGACACAAAACUUAAAGCCGAACUAAAUGAUAAAGGACAAAAGGUUAAACAAAUGGAACCUGAAUGUGAAAAAAUUAUAGAUGAACGUGAUAAUGCAUUGAAACAAGUACAGGAAUUAAAAGAUGCAUUAUAUAUUAAAAAGCAACGUGAAGAAGCUUUGAUAAUGACAGUGAAUAGCAUGAAAGAUGAAAUGAAUAAAUUAUCAACUCAAUUGGAAGAUGCUCAAACUUUACGUUCUCAAUUAAAUGAUACUCAAAUCGCUCUUACUCAAAUGGAGUAUACUAGAACCCAAGCAUAUGCACAAAUAAGUCAUUUGACUAACGAAUUAUCAGUCAUUAAAAGUCAAUUGGAAAUACUGCAAACGCAACAACAAACAAACAGUCAUAACAAUCAGGAUGAAGUUUUUGUUUUACAGACUCAAUUGGACGUGUAUAGAGCGGAUUUUGAAGAAGAGAGACGCGCUAGGGAAAUUAUUAAAAGUGAAAAUGAUCGUCUUCAUGAAGACCUACAGAAUGUCCAAAGGCGCAAUGAACAACUACAAUCUGAAAUUGAAAUGCUUCGUAACGGAGAUUUCGUAGUUUAUCCUAGUGCUCCACAGAGGUCUGGAGAAGAAUCUUCGCCGCCUAAACCUAUACUGAAAUGUCCCAAAUGCAAUUUCGGUUUCUCUAAUGUUAGAGAACUCGAAGAACAUGUUAAUAGAUGUUUGGAUUUGGAUGAUAACUUACCUUAAGAUAACCUCCAUUUAUUUCUAGAGUUGGUAUUUUUUUAUAGUGUAAAAUCAACAAUUACAGUUAUCUCCUUUAUAACCUAUUUUCGAUCCAAAUUCACUGAGGGAAAUGUGUAUAGAAAAUUUAAUUUUUUCGUAGUAUAGUAUAUACCAAAAAAGUAUCACAUCAUAAUGUUUUUAACACGUUGACUGAUAAGGCAAAUUUUCACAAUUUUAUUUAAUAGCGUUGCAUCAUUAAAAAACUAAUUUGAAUACAAAGUUAUCACUGGAAGGUAUACAAAAUGUAGAUUUGGAAAAAAUUAUUUCUUGGUUGAAUUAUGUAAAAAAUAUUAUCUCGGGGGAUUAGAUCAUGAGUUAUUUCAUAGUUGACAGUCAUGUAAAUUAACAAUAGACACAAAGUGAUACAAGAAUAUUGUAAAGUAAGAUAUUUUAGCGAUUAUUAUUAUAAUUUUUUUAACUUUCUAGAAAUCCUUUUCUACUUGGAGAUCCAGGUAAUGGUACCCCUGCUAAUCCUCUUGCAUAUACCCAUCCAUAUACAACCUGAAUGAUAUUUCUUAUUUGCUUACAUACAUGUUGGUUAAAGGAACUCAAAAUAGGAAAAUAUAUUUUUUUGAAAAUAAAUUAAUUUGAGUUUACAAUACUUUUUUGGUAGAGUGUAUUUCAUAGUAUCAGAAUUAUAAAAAUUAGUGAUUAAACUAUAUUAUCGUAUCAAAAGAAA
Diorhabda carinulata is the source of this 2637-nucleotide messenger RNA. Its product is annotated as NF-kappa-B essential modulator-like. Gene Ontology annotation, biological process: regulation of canonical NF-kappaB signal transduction. The transcript has 7 exons. Lineage: Eukaryota; Metazoa; Arthropoda; Insecta; Coleoptera; Chrysomelidae. Gene Ontology annotation, molecular function: K63-linked polyubiquitin modification-dependent protein binding. The record is from RefSeq and is a predicted model, not a curated record. Gene Ontology annotation, cellular component: nucleus; cytoplasm. The coding region runs from base 309 to 1922 and encodes 537 amino acids.